UGCAUGAUUCCGUACCCUACAUGUCAGUGUAUACACGUGUGCAUUUGUGCAGGAAAAAAGUUCUUGUUGUUGUUUUUGUUUAUUUUUUCUCUCCAAGUAAUUCAUUCCAUUAAAAUGGCUCUCAGCUCACCAUCCAUUGUUUAAAUUGUGCAUGUGUUCUUUUAUUUUUUUUUCUCAUCUAUUAUCUAAGCAGCCAUUAAUGCUUCUGGAACUUUAAAGACGAACAAAACUCUUUUUAAGGAUGCUUUAACCUGAUCACUGGAAUAACUGCAGUGAAGAAGACGUCACUCUCAGACACUUUGGGACUUAUGGUUUGAGUUUUCCUUUGGUUGUCGUGUAUUGUUUUUUUUCUUGCACCGAGACCAUGGCUCACACCAAGUGGAAGUGCUGGUGGAUUGUGCUGCUGCUGUGUCUCUUGUUGGUGUGGACUGCUGACGGGAAUGUGGGUUUAACUCCAGAUAAAGGAAAAGCAACGCCAUCCUGCUAUGGAGGCUUCGACCUCUACUUCGUCCUGGAUAAGUCUGGAAGUGUGCAGCAUCACUGGACUGAGAUCUAUAAUUUUGUGGCACAUCUGGCUCAUAAGUUCAUCAGCCCACAGCUUCGAAUGUCCUUUAUCGUGUUUUCCACCGAGGGUCGAAUUCUCAUGCGGUUAACAGAGGACAGAGAUAAAAUUCGUAAAGGUCUGGAGGAGCUCCAGAGGGUUCUGCCAGGAGGAGAUACUUUCAUGCAUGAGGGUAUCCAAAGGGCCAGUGAACAGAUUUACUAUGGAAACACGGAGGGGUACCGCACAGCCAGCGUCAUCAUCGCCCUCACAGAUGGAGAACUGCACGAGGAUCUUUUCUACUAUGCUGAAAGAGAAGCCAAUCGUUCCCGAAGCCUGGGUGCCUCAGUCUAUUGUGUCGGGGUGAAGGACUUCAAUGAAACACAGCUUGCCAAGAUUGCAGACAGCAAAGAUCAUGUUUUCCCAGUGAAUGGUGGGUUUGAGGCUUUGCAGAGUGUGAUCGAUUCGAUCCUGAGAAGAUCCUGCAUAGAGAUCCUUGCAGCAGAACCUUCCAGUAUUUGUGCUGGAGAGUCAUUCCAGGUUGUUGUGAGGGGGAAUGGCUUCCUUCAUGCCAGAAAUGUGGAUAAAGUCCUGUGCAGCUUCAGAAUUAAUGACACCCUCACCAGGAUGGAAAAGCCAUUAGUAGUGGAGGACACGUACCUGUUGUGUCCUGCUCCGGUACUUAUAGAAGAAGGAGCGGUGGCUUCCCUUUAUGUGAGCAUGAACGAAGGUCUUAGCUUCAUCUCAAGCUCUGUGACCAUCACCACCGUGAGCUGUUCUGACGGUACGAUCCUGGCUAUAGCGCUGCUGAUUCUGAUGCUCCUCCUGGUGUUGGCUCUUCUCUGGUGGUUCUGGCCUCUUUGCUGCACUGUGAUUAUCCAUGAACCUCCACCACCUCCAAAGGAGGACAGUUCGGAUGACGAGGAUGAUGGAGGGCCGAAGAAGAAGUGGCCGACAGUAGACGCUUCCUACUAUGGAGGGCGUGGAGUCGGGGGGAUUAAAAGGAUGGAGGUACGCUGGGGUGAGAAGGGAUCAACUGAAGAGGGCGCUAAACUGGAAAAAGCAAAGAAUGCCAGAGUGAAGAUGCCAGAACAGGAGUUUGACGAGCCACAGACCCGGGUCCUGAACAACGGCAUGCAUAAACCCAUGGGUCCUCGAAAGUGGUACUCUCCAAUUAAGGGUAAACUGGAUGCCCUGUGGGUACUGCUGAAGAAAGGCUAUGACAGGGUGUCGAUCAUGAGACCACAACCAGGAGACAAGGGCCGCUGUAUGAACAUCUCCCGCAUGAAGUCAAGCUCGUCUCCGCAUUACCCAUCUUACAACCGCCACACUCCAAUCUACACCCCCCAGCAAAGCUGCUCCACUCCUCCUCCCCCACAGAGUCAGCUACCCCCUCCUCCUCUCCCCACCAAUCCGUCUCCACCCAUCACGCCUCCUCCAUCAUACACCCCUCCGUCUGCCUGGUCCUCUUCAUCAUCGUCAUCAUCAUCGCCUGUUUUCUUUGCUUCGCCUUCCCCUCCAGCCUCACCUACAGCACCGCUGCCUCCUCUCCCACUGGUCGCACCUCCGUCCCGGGCCCCUCCUCCUGACCGCCCUCCACCACGCCCUUCCCUCUAGAGCUACGGAGGUGAGUGAAGAAUCAGGAAGUCAGUCGGAGACUCGAGUCCCUGUCCUUUACCUUGUUGCGCGUGGCUUUUGACAAUAAAAACUCAACGACUGGCCCACCAGUGGGUACAAACACGAGGGGACGCACAGACUACGUCUUCGGCUAGAUUCAGCUGCAAAACUACAGGAAGCGCAACAUUAUAGACCACACUGAACUUCAGGCACAAAGCAGGCUUUCGCAACCGACCACUACUACUUAACCCUAUGUGUCCAAACGACAGGAUGGAUGUUCAUCUGAUGCCAUUUGCAGUGCAGUACAAUAAUAAUAAUAAUAAUAAUAAUAAUAAUAAUAAUAAUGGACCAGUUAAUGUUCCAUUUACAGAGUCUAUUUAAGGGGAAAAGUUGCAAUAUGCACACAUUUCUUAAUUAAUACAGCUAAUAUGCAUUUGUGGGUCAUUUCUUUUUUAUAAGAAGAAUCAUACAUAAUAUAUAAUACAUAAUACAUAAUCAUAAUCGUACAUCACGCUAAGAAACUUCAGAUAAGAAAAACAGUGCUAAUUGCUGUAAUCUGAUAUUAGGCAUAUUUACAAACAACAUAAUCACGAGUGUGAUUUUUAAAGAACAUAUGAUCACCAUCAUAUGAUAUGAGUCAGUCUAUACAGCAGGAAACAAAUGUAAGACAUGCUCUUUGCUGUUGUACAUGCGGUUGCAUCACUGUUGAUUAAGGCAAACCCACAGAACAGACAAUCAUGUUAUUUUGCUUAUUUGAGAUACGCAAUCACUUACAGUGCACACCCUGUUGACUUAGAUUUAUUUGAAUUGUUUUUUUUUUUAUAGGUUUUAUUAAAAUUUGCACAUAGACUUUUAGCAAAACCAGGCGCACAGGCUAUUAAAUGUAAAUCUCCACACCCAUAUUUGACAAUGUUAGUCAUAAUGUACUUCAUAUGUUGUAGGUUUAGGUUUAUUGUUGUAUGAUUUUUUUUUUUUAUGUUUUUACUAACUAUAGGUAUUUGCUUGUGCAUUUUCUUUUAGUUUAGGAAUAUUGUUAUGUUACAUGCUGGAGUUUAUUUCUUGGCACAAUUGUUAAAACAAAUGCAUAACCGCCAUAUGACGAGGGGCAUUCAAGUCAAACCAGGAUUUGUUCCUGCGAUUGAUAUUUACAGAAGGCUUCAAGCGCAGUACGGUGAUGCCAAAGUAAAACUUUUGACCGGUGCAAACGUUUUAAAGAAGUCCGUACGUCCGUGGAUGACAAUUUCGCCCGAGGUGGCUCGGAGCCCACUGCAACUGCUCCCGUGAACUUUCAACAAGUGGAACCCCUGAUCCUUAAAAAACAAAGGAUAACUUGUGGAGGAAAUGCAUGUUUGUGAGAACUGUACACACAAUCAUUCACCAACACUAGUUGCACAUUACAGGACCUCGGCUGGGAGUUAUAGCUACAUCCCCCGUACAGUCCUGACCUCGCUCCACUCGCUUAAAGGAGUUCCUGGGAGGCCAGUGUUUCAGACAUGAAGCAGGCAGACUGAUCAUUAUUUUUCAGUGUAGUUUAAGUAAACGUUUUACCUUAAUGGGAUCCAAGCGGUAGUGAAACUCUGGGAUAAGUGCAUUAGUCUAGCAGGAGAUAUAAAGUGAGUCUUUUACUCAAUAAUUACAUUUUACAUAAUGUGUUCUGUCAUUCAAAAGUCCUGUUUUGACCUAAACGCCCCUUGUACAUGGUUUUUCUUCAUUUGUUAUCUUUGCACCACAUUAAAUCCUGAUUUCAUUCUUGGGUAGAGUACAAUAAGCUUUCUAACUACCCUUAAUACUAAACAUCUUCCUUCAGAAACCUGACCUAGAUAGAUUUAUCCACAAGAAGGUGGUGAUGGAAAUCCUUGUUUCUUGCCCAGAAAGCGAUCAGCGUGCCAAAAGUGUGUUUGAAGGAUGUUUGUUUUCGCUCUGUACCUGUUGUAUAUACUUCGUGUCGUUGCGGUAUGAUCCGUGCUUCUGCGUGGUUCAUUUUCAGGUUUGACUUUCAGCAAAUUCGGCUUCUAAAUUAUUACAGAACGUGUUAUGGGCGGUCUAGGGUGCGGGUCUAAUACAGGACUGUGUGUAAUGGUCCUAAUACAGAAGACAAAACAAACACACACACACAAAAAAUGAGGAUUGAAGUGGUUUAGUUUUUUUUUCCCUUUUUUUUUGACACAUUUGUUCUGUAUCAGUGAUAAAUAGGAGCUUGAUUUGUUUUGCAUGUGUAUUCCUCGAGUGCUGCGAUUGAAUUAAGAGGGGAUGGAAAUCGAAAACCUCAUAUCAGUGAGUGGAAAAGAAUGAGAUCGUUUUUUUUUUUUAAAGCAGAUGUGAAGUACUUUGCAGGGACACGAAUACUGAAAAUGAGCUGGUACAUGUGUGUAGGUGUGUGUGUGUGUGUGUAUACAGUAUAUAUAUAUAUAUUGAAUACAUGUGCUUGUGUGUGUGUUUGUGUGUUUUUCUUUUUAUAAAUGCAUUUGACCAACUGGUUGUUUUUUGUCUUUCAAUGAUAUCUCUACACAGUGUCUAAUGCACCACCCUAAAAAAAACGUUACCUUCGGGAUUUGAGCUCUGGUUCGCGCGUGCACAGCCAGGCAGAAAAGCGUGACCGGAGCUCCAGCACUGCAGCGGCAGCCGACAGGCCUCAGGAUCCUGCUCUCUCUAUCUCUCUCUUUUUUCAGGAAGAAUUUAAUAAACUUCUGGAGACCUUUUCCGCAGCUGGUGUCAGUCCACUCCCUUAUACGAGUCAGAUUGCGCAACAAUCGAGCCAUCUCCUACCCACUUCGUGACUGCACUGGUUAGAUUUAACAUCGUAGCUCAUACGAUCAACACUGCUAACUAGUAACACAUGCUGAAGAGGAGCACCGUGCUGCAAGAAUAACUAACCUUAAUACACAGGACUUGAAUCUGGAUUCUGUAUCCGGAGAUGUUUAGUGCCCUCGUGUUCGACUUUACAUCCGAAUACACCACGUUCUCGUUAUGUGUUGCUCUGACA
Molecule: messenger RNA, 5141 nt
Organism: Clarias gariepinus (North African catfish)
Lineage: Eukaryota; Metazoa; Chordata; Actinopteri; Siluriformes; Clariidae
Product: anthrax toxin receptor 1-like
Exons: 18
Coding region: 365-2158 (597 amino acids)
Cellular component (GO): membrane
Molecular function (GO): signaling receptor activity
Source: RefSeq, a predicted model, not a curated record